GCGGCUGAUGGACAGGCUGGUGGCACGGGACUGCUCCACGCCGUGCAUCCUCUACCGCAUGUGGCAGUGGGUCGCCGUGCGUAUCGCCCAUGCCUUGCUGCGUACACGAGAGGAGUUCGAGGGCGUGGACACGGACGCCCUCCGGCGCUACGUGGAGGACGGCCGCCUGCCGUACCUGGGUCGCGCCCGCAGCGUCGUGUUGGACGACGACGUGGACUGCGCCGUGCUCGUGCAGGGCACCAUGUGCACGCAGGGCACCGGCGGCCGCGUCUUCUUCGGGCCGCAGUUCGUGCCCGAGAGCGUGCGCUGCCUCGACAUACAGGGCAACCCCGAUACGCGUCCGUUGCCGGUGCUGCUGCUCCUCUGCAAGCACCGGUACCGGCUGCCCAACGAGCUCGACUGGCAGAACAUGCCGGGCGAGCUCUUCUCCACCGAGCCCGAGUACCGGACGCGCACCAUCACGCAGCCGGGCCGGCGCCUUUCGCAGCGUUCCGGCGCCGCCAGGCGGCGCUGAAUGCCGACUAUUUUGGAGCGCCAUGCCACGUGCGUGACGCUCCUAAAAUAAUUCACGAUAGCAUUCUUGAUAAAAGACAGUCGUAUCGUAACUCUGUGCAGGAUUUCGCCUUACCUUCGUGUUCACCCGAUUAAUCGUCGGCGGCAACUGCGUUUUUGAAACCUCCGAACUAAUCGACGUAUUAAGGAACUCUACUUGUAGACCUUUUGCAGGCAUCUGCUCCAGAGAUCGAAGGCACAAGUCGUGAGCGUGGGAAUGGCAUUUAGUUCUUCCCUCAAACCUCAAAACAUUAGUGAACAUUUAAAUAUGUUAGCGUACUAUUCGGCAUGUUGCACGUCUC
Rhipicephalus sanguineus (brown dog tick) is the source of this 854-nucleotide messenger RNA. RefSeq lists its product as uncharacterized. The transcript is spliced from 3 exons. NCBI's taxonomy places the organism in Eukaryota, Metazoa, Arthropoda, Arachnida, Ixodida, Ixodidae. The record is from RefSeq and is a predicted model, not a curated record. The coding region runs from base 8 to 514 and encodes 168 amino acids.